Messenger RNA from Fomitopsis serialis, 600 nucleotides. RefSeq lists its product as uncharacterized. The transcript is spliced from 4 exons. The coding region runs from base 1 to 600 and encodes 199 amino acids. The record is from RefSeq and is a predicted model, not a curated record. NCBI's taxonomy places the organism in Eukaryota, Fungi, Basidiomycota, Agaricomycetes, Polyporales, Fomitopsidaceae.
AUGGCCAACGGGAAGGACACUGGCAAGGACGUCACCACCAACCCCUCGACACCGGCACCUGUUAUCAGUGUCGAGCAGCUGCAAUUGCUGAUCGCGCAGCUUCGCGUUUUUGCGGAGCAGGAGGAGGACCGUCAAAUUUGGGAGGCUGUGGACAUGCCUGCGCGCGGAGAGCAGAGGAGUGACCAGACCGCGUCUGACAGGGCCCAUCAGGAACCCACGGAUGGAAAGGGACCCCCGCCGCAUAUUGCAGCGCCUCAGCCAACCGCGUUGGCUGCUGGGUGUGGCGUCGGCGGGUCUGGCAGCGGCGGCCCCAUCAGCGGCGGCUUCCCGAGCGGUGGUGGUGGCGGCGGUGGCGGCUCCGGUGGCAAUCGACCAAGCUGCGGUUGUGGCGUUGGCGUUGGCGGCGGCGGCGAGAGUGGUGUCCGCUGGUACUGUGUGACCAGAGGGCGUGCUGUCGGAGUUUUCGUUGGCUGGCCAAACGUGUCGCCUCUCGUCAUCGGCGUACCUAACUCCGUGUACCAGCGUUACCCAAUGUUUGCUGUGGCGCUGGCAGCUUUCGUGGAGGCGACGGCCAAUGGUACCGUGUUCCUCAUUCUGUAG